AUGGCGACAUCAAAAAGUCAAGUCGGCCCCAAGGCGUUGAACAGAGCGACUCAAGACUUUGGCUGCUACAUCACAAUAGUCAACCAUACAGAACACGACUUUCUACUGGAUCGUGACGGGAUUGUCGACGGAUGGGGUGAAUGGCCAUUGACGCAGCCCGUCAAUAAUAUCAAGGCGGGAGCCGCGAAGACAGUUCAGCUAGAUAACAAAUUCGACCUAUCAGGAUCCGCAGGCUGGGUCGAGUACGAAGUUGACACGAAUGAAAAGCUUGAAAGAUUCCGGGUUGAUUUUGACUGUCCCUAUGCGUUCUGGAAAAAGAACCGAGUGGAGGCAACAUGUUCAACCGGUGGCUUAUCCAUUAAAAAGGGCUGGUACCCGACCAACGGGCACCCAUUACAGUGCACUGUCACUAUUGGCCUGGUUGAGAGUGAGGAUCCCAAAACGUCCUCUGCGCCCGAGACGAGUACUAGUCCAGCGUUGUCCAUGACUCGGGAGGAGUCGCCCGUGAAAGCCAAGUACGAGUUUGGCUUCCGAGCUCCAGCAGGGAUAUACGAGUCAUCGCCAAUGCACGAGUGCAUUGCGAUUGCAGCCUUUAUUCUCUCCAAGAAGCGGAUGGCCAAGGCAACGGUCCCCAACAACAUCUCCCCCGAAGAGUGGGAAUACUUCCGCGGUAUCCUCUGGCCCGACGACCCAAAUUGCCUCCUGUUCAACGACAGAUUGGAUGAUAACCGGGCAUACGGGAUAGGACUCGAGUGGCUCAAAGAGUUCAAGAUGGGCGCAUCGUGGACCAUGACGCGGCGCUCCCAUUUCGGCGAUCUGCAAGGCUUGCACUCCAUGGCCAGCACAGUCGGCGAGCAGCCUGAAGUGACACGCGAGCGGAUCCUGCAUUGGAUGGGCGUCAUGUACAGGUUGGCGGUGGGCGAGGGGGAUAUCUCAGAGGAUGACAGCGUGACGAAGCAUUUUCCACCUUCUGUCUUUGGGCCAACCUGGGCAUCUACCUCCCUACGGUCUCUCCUUCUUGCUACGACUCCCAGCUAUCAGGAUGUUGACAUCUGCCGCCGAGCUCUCGGGGUCUGUCUGCAUCUCAUCCAGGACUCAUACGCCAUUGGCCAUGUCCAGAGGCAACUGCGCAACCCGAAGGACAAGCUCGGCCGUGGACCCGACGGCUUCAUCCACUUUCGACCCGGCACGCACGGGGACUGGGGCGAUAUCCAGUGCUUCCACACGUACCUCGGCCAGAAUGAGUUCCGGCACAAGCACUACGACGGUGUCCCCAAGGAUUACGGUGUCCCAAGCCCCCGUGAUCUGUCCACCUUUGACCCAGUCAUAGGUGCUAGGUCGGCUAUUGCGGGCUGUCUGACCCUGAUCAACCUCUUUGCUGACGACACCCCGUGGGAAAAGGUGAGAGACAUCCUUACGACGGGGAUAUACAAGCUGCAUCCCGACGCAAGGCCGUCUGAUACUGAUGUUGACACGCGCGACCUGCCUUCGGAGCUGUCUUAUGCUGAAAGCUGUGCCAUGGAAAAGGGACUAGGUGCUAACAGUGGCGAUGCACCGAUCAUUCGGGACCGAAAGAUACUCGAGGUAGAGGAGCAUGGCACCGUGGUUUCUUGGGGGACACCGUCGCCCUCUUAUGGGAGGAGCACGGGCAGGAUUGCCUCCAAUCGCACGGCUAUCAUCUUGGCAGUGAUGCUCACUUUAGGUUUUGGCUUUGGGGCCAUCAUCACACGCAGCCUCAAUUGGGUCGGGCAAAGAUAUAUUACUGCGUAUUCACAGGUUCACGGUAGCAUAGCAUAUUAA
This is a messenger RNA of Clonostachys byssicola, 1800 nucleotides long. The record is from the annotation of a GenBank genome assembly. NCBI's taxonomy places the organism in Eukaryota, Fungi, Ascomycota, Sordariomycetes, Hypocreales, Bionectriaceae.